AAUAAAAAAUAAUUGUUUAAAUUUUCCUCACCGCCGCGACUUCCAAAUUCCUCGUUCUUCGUUUUACACUCCUUUCCUCUGUUCCUCAUCCGUAACACCCACCCUAUAUAUACAUAUCUCUGUCUCUCUUUACUUCCAAAUUAAACACACCAAGAACAAUAUUUACACACACAUACACCCUUUGUAUCUAUCUCCCAGAUAUGGUGGAUUUAGAUUUGAAAACCAAGAUGGUGCACUCCGAUAUGCCCAAUAAAUCGCCCAGACUCUCAGAUAAGCUGAGAAUUUCGGUACCAUCUCCAUUUCGAGCCACCGAUUUGUCGCCGGCGUCCGAUUCGGCGUGCUCGGCUUACGAGCAAUACUUUCGUCUUCCAGAGCUCAAGCAGCUAUGGAGUUACAAGGAGUUUCCGAAUUGGAACGACGAGUCCAUUCUCAAACCAGCAUUGCAAGCUCUCGAAAUCACGUUCCGCUUCGUCCCCACCGUUUUGUCUGAUCCGAGACCGUACGCGAACCGGCGAGAGUGGAGUCGGAGGCUCGAGUCUCUCACGACGAGCCAGGUUCAUCUUAUAGCUCUCCUCUGCGACGACGGCCGGUCAGGAGGAACUGUGCCGAUCGUUGAUCUCAGCUCGUCGGGAGGCGUUAUAGCUCGUGGCGGGAGCUCGGCGGAGGUGUGGAAACUCGACGGAGAGACGACGGUGGUGAGCCGAAGCAGCGAGGCAAGCCUGCUACCACGGCUGGCCACGUGGCAGAAAUCGGAAGACAUUGCACGAAAAAUCCAGUACUCCAUCGAGUGCGAGAUGAUAAGGUGUCCGUACACGCUAGGUUUAGGCGAGCCGAACCUCACCGGCAAGCCGAAUCUCGAUUACGAUCUGAUCUGCAAACCAUCGGAGCUUCAUUCUCUGAAGAAAACUCCAUCAGAUCACAUAAAUCUUGAUAAUCAUGAAAAUCAAACGCUCUACACAACACAUCAGAUCAUCGAAUCGUGGAUCUACGUAGCACAACAGCUUCUCGGACGAAUCGGAGAGAGAAUCGAUUGCAGAGACUUCGAAAGAGCUUCAAUCGAUUGCUUCUUACUCGAAACGAUCUGGAAACUUCUUGCUGAGAUUGAAGACCUCCAUUUGCUGAUGGAUCCAGACGAUUUUCUCCGAUUGAAGAACCAGCUCGCGAUCAAAGCAUCGGCCGAGUCGGAAUCGUUCUGCUUCCGAUCGCGAGGACUCGUCGAGAUCACGAAGCUCUCGAAGAAUCUCAGGCACAAAAUUCCGUACAUAUUGAACGUGGAGGUGGAUCCGAAAGGAGGUCCGAGAAUUCAAGAAGCUGCGAUGAAGCUUUACCGCGAAAAGACUGGUUUCGAGAAGAUUCACUUGCUUCAGGCAUUACAGGCGAUUGAAUCGGCAUUGAAGAAGUUCUACUACUCGUAUAAACAAUUGCUUGUGAUCGUCAUGGGGAGUUUGGAGGCCAAAGGUAAUCAAGCUUAUGUGAGUCUCGAUUCGAACGAUUCUCUGUCUCAGAUCUUUCUGGAACCAACGUAUUAUCCGAGUCUUGACGCUGCAAAAACGUUCCUGGGAGAUUAUUGGAGUCACGAAUAUGGAGAAUACAGUACUGAGAGACGAACAAAGACUCAGAAAUGAGAUAUAAAUAUAAGAAGUGCAUUGUGACUCGGAAUUGGAUAUGUGAGUUAACUCGUUGUACUCUCUUGUUGGUGAGUCAAGUCUAUGCGAGUUUGUGAAAGGUGAGGAUUAAUACUCGAAGGUCAGGUUAAGUUCCACACAGAGAAUUACGAAGUCAUAUUAAUUUUUGGAGGUUAGAUAUUCUGUAUACUGAAUUAUUGUAUAAGAUAUUUUUUUGUAAAAUUUUCUAAAUCAUUCUUAUAAAUUAUACUCCGUAGUUAAUUCUUUUAUCGA
Molecule: messenger RNA, 1898 nt
Organism: Cornus florida
Lineage: Eukaryota; Viridiplantae; Streptophyta; Magnoliopsida; Cornales; Cornaceae
Product: nematode resistance protein-like HSPRO2
Exons: 1
Coding region: 201-1625 (474 amino acids)
Biological process (GO): defense response
Molecular function (GO): heme binding; metal ion binding
Source: RefSeq, a predicted model, not a curated record